AUGCGCAACAGCAGUGCAAGAACAACUGUGCUGAUACCGCCGACGCGUGAACCUCCGGGAGGGCGUGGUUUACACCCGAUCUCUCUGCACCGAGCUUCUGAAACGAGUCUGAGACCUAGCAGAGCCUGGCGCGGCAGGAAAAGGCGACGGGCCGCUGCCGGAAGAAGCGACGGUCAGAGCCCGUGCAGGCGGGACGGCGGAGUGAGCUUGCCGGCCAGGGGCCUGAGCCUGUGCGCACCCGACGCCACCAACGCAGCGAGUCUCGCCUUAGGGUCACGCAUGCGAGGUCCCAGGUCCAGGGUCCCGCCGAGGUGUUGCCAUGGCAACCACUCCCCCGCGAGACUAGAGCGCGUGCGUUACUCCUCGCCCCGCCCACAAGGGGGCGUGGCGGCGGUGGAGCCCACCCUGGGGCGGGCGAGCGGGCUGGAGUCGGCCUCUCGUGGCGCCUGGCGCCUGUGGAAGUUGCCUGCUGAGAAGAUCCGGGGAGCCGCCGGACCACGGACCGGCGUGCGUUCUCCCCGCGCCCCUCUCGGGCGUCCGCGCUCCGGCGUCCUGGCUGCCCUGUUCGUGGCUAUCCGGGCAGUGGCCUGGCUGCUGGUUGGGUUGGUCGGGCUCGCCCACACGCUAGCCUCGGCCUUCUCCGAAGUCCCCUUCUUCGAUGGCAUCAGGGCCACUUGUUCUGAAAUUGUUUUGAGGCAAGAAGUUUUGAAAGAUGGUUUUCACAGAGACCUUGUGGUAAAAGUAAAAUUUGGAGAAAGCAUCGAAGAUUUGCAGACCUGCCGACUCUUAAUUAAACAUUAUAUCCCAGCAGGACUUUUUGUGGAUCCAUAUGAACUGGCUUCAUUAAGAGAGAAAAAUGUAACAGAGGCAGUGAUGGUUUCAGAACACUUUAAUAUAGAAGCCCCCAACUAUCUCUCCAGGGAAUCUGAAAUUCUCAUGUAUGCCAGGAAAGAUGUGCAGUGCAUCGAUUGCUUCCACUCCUUCUUACCUGUGCACUACCGCUACCAUCGGCCACAUAGCAAAGAUGGAGACACACUUAUUGUGAUUAACAACCCAGAUCUGUUGAUGUACUGUGACCAAGAGUUUCCAGUUUUGAAAUGCUGGGCUCAAUCCAAAGUAGCAGCUCCUUGUGCUUUCAAGAGUAAGGAUAUCUGCCAGUGGAACAGUAUGAAGUAUAAAUCGAUCCUCAAGAAUGUGACCCUACAUGUUCCAGUGGGACUGACUAUACAUACCUCGUUAGUGUGCUCUGUGACUCUGCUCAUUACCAUCCUGUGUUCUAUUUUAAUCCUUCUUGCUGUUUUCAAAUAUGGACACUUUUUCAUAUAAGUUUUUUACAGUUAAAUGUUUUCUGUAAUCCUCAAUAGCUCUUAUUUAUUUGUGACUAGAAAUGCUCUUCUAAAAUUAA
Molecule: messenger RNA, 1405 nt
Organism: Perognathus longimembris pacificus (Pacific pocket mouse)
Lineage: Eukaryota; Metazoa; Chordata; Mammalia; Rodentia; Heteromyidae
Gene: Pigx
Product: phosphatidylinositol glycan anchor biosynthesis class X
Exons: 8
Coding region: 1-1326 (441 amino acids)
Biological process (GO): GPI anchor biosynthetic process
Cellular component (GO): endoplasmic reticulum membrane
Source: RefSeq, a predicted model, not a curated record